Molecule: messenger RNA, 3258 nt
Organism: Adineta steineri
Lineage: Eukaryota; Metazoa; Rotifera; Eurotatoria; Adinetida; Adinetidae
Source: the annotation of a GenBank genome assembly
AUGGGUAUGGGUGAGUAUAAUACUAAUAAAAUGGGCGUUUGCCGACAGAUUCGUUUGAUCUUAUGGAAAAAUUUUACUAUUCGACGUCGACGAUGGCCUCGAGUGAUAUUUGAAUUAAUUUGGCCAUUAUUUUUAUUUUUUAUUCUAAUGUGGGUUCGAACAAGAAAUUUAACAUUUUAUUAUGAUGCUUGUUAUAAUGAUCCAAAAUAUCUUGGAGCAACUGGAUUUUUACCUGCACUACAAAGUUAUAUUUGUCAAUGGAAUAAUACAUGUUAUAAUCAAUCAAAAACAACUGAUGAAUUUCAUGGGGAAGCAACCUUUUGGAAUCAAUUAACAGAUUUAAGUGAAAGUCUUUCGAUUAUUUUUAAUGAUGAUAAAACGGUUAAUUUAUUUGAUAAACUUUUUACGCAAAUUAAUUCAUUACAACGUUAUUCUACGAUUUGGAAUGGUACUAUUUUGGCAAAUAAAAGCACGAAUGAUUUUAAUCAAUCUAUUCCAACAACAAUAAUCAAUACACUUUUUCAAAAUCCUGUUGGUUUAUCUAAUCUUCAUCAAUCAUGGUUUAUGAAUCAUACCAAAAGAUCUGAGUCGAAUUUAAAUAUUAUAAUACAAAUAUCUUAUUCACGUUCACAAAAAAACUUUUCCUUUUCAUAUCAAUCAGAAACAAAUAUAAAACAAUCAUUUUGUAAUAAGACAGAAUUUAAUAAAACUUUUCUGAUUAACUCACCCGAUGCAAUUGUACCAAAAAAUUUUUUAUGUAAUAAUUUAUCAGCAAGUGAUUUGAAAUUAUUUUUAAUCAGUGUACAAAAUCAAUUGGAUGAUAUACUUUUGACUAAUAUGGCACCAGAUAUUGUGAAACUUACUAUGAAUGGAAUGCAAGCUGCUCGAACUCUGGAACAAAUUCAUUCUCGUUUAAACAUACUUAAUGUUAGCUUUUCAUUCAAUGAAACCAAUAGUAGUAUUAGUUUAACAUCAUUAUGUGGUGGUCGUAAUGAUUUAUCACAGUUUUUUACUACAAAUCAAUCUUCAAAUAAUCAAAGCAACCAAAGUGAAACUACUCAAAAUAAACAAACAGAAACUACUCAAACACGUUCUACAGCUGAUGAUACUUUAACUAUGUUUAAUUAUAACAGGUUAGCAGAAAAUUUAUUAUCUUAUGAUGAAUCUGAAAUAUGUCAAGAAUCAUAUAUAACUGGUUCUGGUAAAAUUAUGCAAUUUUCAACAGUAAAUCGUACAUGUCGUUGUGCUUUAUUUGAUCAAGUAUUCAAUUCAAAUACUAUUCUACGACAAUUUGCAACACUAUUACGUCCUAUUCUAUAUGGAAAAAUCUAUUAUCAUCCAUCAAAUAUUCAUUAUGAUAAUAUAAUUAAAAAUAUUAAUCAAACAUUUGAAUCAUUAGAUGAACUUGUUCGAUUACUUCGUCAAAUUGAAUCUACAUCUCAAACAAUAAAUGAUAUCAUACCAGUAUUAUGUAAUUCAUUUUCUAAUUCAUCAUUAAUUUGUCAACAAUUUACAACAUAUCAAACAUCAAUGAAUUUAUUUAUAGUUCUAACUGAAUUUCUUGCUUGUACAGAACGUAAUCGUUUUAUUGCAAUGGAUAGUGAAUUAGAUAUGGUAUAUGUAGGACAAAAUGACUCUGUAACAAAUAGUUUUCUUGCUGCAAUUGAAUUUAUGGAUAAUAUAGGAGAUAAUGAUAGUUUACCUACACAUAUUCGAUUUAAAAUAAGAAUGGCACUUGAUUAUGUUGAUAAUACAUUUCAAACAGCCGACAAAUAUUUUUCAUAUGCACCUCGUGUUAGUGCACCAACAUCAACAAAAUAUCAUUCAUAUUUAUUUAUUUAUUUACAAAAUGCUCUUGAACGUGCUAUUAUAUACGCACAAACAGGAAGAAAUAUUUCCUACGGUAUACAAACACAACAAAUGCCGUAUCCAUGUUGGAUUAAUGAUAAAUUUUCUAAUGCCAUUAGUCGAAUGUUACCAUUAUUUAUGGUAUUAAGUUGGAUAUUUACAGUUUCAAUGAAUGUGAAAGAUAUUGUUCAUGAAAAAGAAAAACGAUUAAAAGAAAUAAUGAGAAUAAUGGGUUUGAAUGAUUCUGUUCAUUGGUUUACUUGGUUUAUUUUAUGUACAGCUACUAUGUUGUUAAUAGCAUUUUUCCUUAUUUUACUUUUAAAGUUUGGAAAAAUCACACAAUUUUCUAGUUUUUCUGUAUUACUCGUAUUCUUCAUAAGUUAUACAUUUGCUACUAUUACUCAAUGUUUUCUUAUUAGUGUAUUAUUUAAUCGAGCUAAUUUAGCUGCUUGUGGAGCUGGUAUUAUAUAUUUUGUUCUCUAUUUACCAUAUACUAUAUUAAUUAGUUAUGAUACUCAAGUGAAAAUAUGGCAAAAAGCAAUUGCUUGCCUUUCAUCAACAGUUGCUUUUGGAGUUGGUUGUGAUUAUAUUGCUCGUUUUGAAGGUAUGGUUGAAGGUAUUCAAUGGUCGAAUAUAAAUCGAGGUGUAAAACCUAAUGAUAAUUUUACAUUUCUUUAUUGUAUUAUUAUGAUGUUAAUCGAUUCGGUGAUUUAUAUGUUAUUAACUAUUUAUAUUGAAAAUGUAUUUCCCGGUGAAUAUGGUAUUCCACAAGUAUGGUAUUAUCCAUUUACAAAAACAUACUGGUUUGGAUAUAAUGCAGAAAAUAUUCGUCAACGUACGGAACAGAUGAAAUGUGUAAUAGAUCAAAAUCAAAAUGGUGAAAAUGAUAUAGGAGAACUUGGCAUUAGUAUUGAAAAUGUAUCGAAAUAUUUUGGAAAUAAAAUGGCAUUGAAAAAUUUAUCUGUUAAAUUUUAUCGUAAUAUGAUAACAGCAUUUCUUGGACGAAAUGGUGCUGGAAAAAGUACAACAUGGUCAAUAUUAACUGGUCUAAUACCACCAACAAGUGGUACAAUAUAUAUUGAUGGUUAUGAUAUAUUAACAGAUAUAAAAAUUGUUCGAAAACGUCUUGGUUUUGCUCCUCAAUAUAAUAUUUUAUUUGAUUUAUUAACAGUUAAAGAACAUUUACAAUUUUUUUCUGCAUUAAAAGAUGCACCAAAAGAAUCAAUUGAAACAGAAAUACAUAAAAUGUUAAAUGAUUUAGCAUUAGAAAAAAAAGCAGAUAAUUAUUCCACAGAAUUAUCUGGUGGAAUGAAAAGAAAACUUUCAAUUGCUAUUGCUUUUGUUGGAAAUUCAACAACAGUUAUUUUAGAUGAACCAACAGCAGGUAUAUACAAUAGCGUUUUAGUAUAG